Polistes canadensis is the source of this 1727-nucleotide messenger RNA. RefSeq names its product protein phosphatase 1L. The record is from RefSeq and is a predicted model, not a curated record. Bases 252 to 1670 code for a protein of 472 amino acids. NCBI's taxonomy places the organism in Eukaryota, Metazoa, Arthropoda, Insecta, Hymenoptera, Vespidae. Gene Ontology annotation, molecular function: protein serine/threonine phosphatase activity; cation binding. Gene Ontology annotation, biological process: protein dephosphorylation. The transcript is spliced from 9 exons.
UCAGCUAUAUGUGAUCAUCGUAUCUUCUCAUGACUUUGAUGACGUUCACCCUUAUUUAUCUACCGCAAAGUGCUGCAGACUGCAGUACCACGGUCACAACCGGAAUUGUUGUAUUUCGGUGGUGUUUAGAAAUGUAAAGUAUUGCGAGAUACGUUUCAUAAGACUUUUUCAAGAGAAUAUACUAUGGAUGACGAGUUUGAAGAUAGGAUUCUAUAUCAGAUUGUUAUCGUUUCUAGACUUAUGUGUCACACAUGAAACUAAUGUCAAAGUUUACAGUGGGUAUUCCCACUGUGUUAAAUGCUGCUGUCAAUACUCCGUUAGGUCAUUUUUGGAGAAUAAUGAGGAUCUACGCUCUUAAACCAGAGGUAUUAAUCUGCGGGGCACUCUUAGCAGUUAUGCUUUUUUAUAUACAAGCUGUUGAUCUUUGGAGUAGAACAUUGCUUGAAAGAAUCCAAUAUACUUUAGGACGUACAACAUCUAAGGUUUCAAAAUUGCAAUUUCUUGUUAACGAUUCUGUAAAUGAUGGGGUAAAACUUAGUUGGGAAUUAAAACAAGGAAACAUAGCAGCUUAUGCUGUACAAGGUCAUAGAGCCCGUAUGGAAGACCGUUUUGUAGUAAAUGAAGAUUUAAAUAAUACCGGUGUAUCCUUAUUUGCAGUUUUUGAUGGUCACGGAGGGGAAUUUGCUGCAAAUUAUGCUCGUGAUAAACUUAUUCCAAAUAUAAAUAAAAAGGUGAUAGAGCUAAAGGAUAUGAUAGCUGGUAGAUUUUCUGAAAUACAGAAAAACAAUCAAAUUAAUAAUCAGCCAACAUCUCAGUCUGAAAAUAAAAAAGAUGGAAAAAUAGACUCAACCACAGUUGAACGUAAAAAAUCUUUUCGUAAGACCGUUAGUACUUCGUUAACAGAUGAUUGUAUGAAAAAUAGUGUUGGUGUUACUGAUCCAGAAUUAUUGAAUAAAUUGGAUAGUCUAUCACGACCGAUCACAAGAGAGGUAAGGCCUUGUAGAUCAGGUGAAACGCAACCUGAAAUUGACAUGGCAACUUAUUUAGAUGGAGAUAAAAUAAAUUAUGGUAGGUUGUUAACUGAUGAAGUUUUGGCAGUUGAUCGAUUGUUAGUUAAAGCAGCUAAAAAAAAUAUGGAUGUGGCAGGUACUACUGCUCUGAUCGCACUUUUAGAAGAUAAUAAAUUAGUAGUAGCUAAUGUUGGUGAUUCUAGAGGUGUAAUGUGUGAUGGUAAAGGGAAUGCGAUACCUUUGUCAUUUGAUCACAAACCGCAACAGGAAAGAGAAAAAAAGAGAAUAUAUAAAGCUGGUGGAUUGGUAACAUUCAAUGGAGUUUGGAGAGUUGCCGGUAUAUUAGCAACAUCUCGAGCUUUGGGAGAUUAUCCACUGAAAGAUAAAAAAUUAGUAAUAGCAGAUCCAGAUAUUUUAACAUUUGACCUAAGCGAUCAUAAUCCAAUGUUCCUUGUUUUGGCAUCUGAUGGAUUAUGGGAUACAUUUACAAAUGAGGAAGCUGUAGCAUUUAUCAAAGAACGCAUUAAUGAACCACAUUUUGGUGCAAAGAGCAUUACAUUACAAAGUUACUACAGGGGGUCUUCGGAUAAUAUCACAGUAGUUGUAAUCGACUUACGAGAUAAAAAAUACAAUGGAACAGAAUCAAAAAGGAAUCAGUAACUACUAUCUUAACUAUCUCCAAGGUAUUAUAUGGUAAAACUUCCAUUGUGUUGUUUU